Messenger RNA from Colletotrichum orchidophilum, 1467 nucleotides. Its product is annotated as FAD dependent oxidoreductase. Bases 1 to 1467 code for a protein of 488 amino acids. The record is from RefSeq and is a predicted model, not a curated record. NCBI's taxonomy places the organism in Eukaryota, Fungi, Ascomycota, Sordariomycetes, Glomerellales, Glomerellaceae. The transcript has a single exon. Gene Ontology annotation, molecular function: flavin adenine dinucleotide binding; proline dehydrogenase activity; L-pipecolate oxidase activity.
AUGCCCUCCGACCCGGCGGCGGCGGCGGCGACAGAGCCAACACCCUCCUCAAUCCUCAUCAUCGGCUCCGGCGUCUUCGGCCUGACCACAGCCUACGAGCUCGCCCAGCGCCCCCGCUACGCCUCAACAAAGAUCACCGUCCUGGACCGCUCCCCGGUUCCCGGCCCCAGCGAGGACGCCGCCUCCGUCGACUCCUCCCGCAUCAUCCGCGCAGACUACGCCGACCCGGCCUACGCGACCCUCGCCGCCGAGGCCCAGACCGAAUGGCGUAAAACAUCCCAUCCCUCUGACCUCGGCGCGGAGGGCCGCUAUAGCCAGUCCGGCCUUUGCCUCGUCGCCGACCCCGUGCCCAUCGCCUCGACUGCCUACCUGUCCUCUGCGACAGCAGCAAAGACCAACGCCGAUGCCAAGCAAAAGGCCAAAAAGACCUCCCUCGAAUACGUCCGCGAAAGCUACAACAACGUCGUCUCCCUGGCAGGCAAGGAUGGCGACAAGAUCAUCAAGGAGCUGCCCACGCCCACAGCCAUCAAGGAGUACCUAGGCACGCCAGAGGCCCCCGGUUCAUGGGGCUACAUCAACCCUCUCGCAGGCUGGGCCGAUGCCGGCGCCUCAAUGUCCUACCUCGCGCGUAAAGUCCAGGCUCUCAACCGCGUGACCUUCCUCUCCGGCGUCGCAACCCGACUAAACUACACGCCUGAUAAGUCCACAGUAACAGGCGUGACGCUCCAGGACGGCUCCGUCCUCUUGGCCGACCUCGUCGUCGUCGCCGCCGGCGCGUGGACCGGCGCCCUCGUUGACUUGUCCGGUCAGGCCAUCGCCACGGGCCAGGCCGUCGGCUACAUCGACAUCACCCCCGCCGAGCUCGAAGUCCUCCGUAAGAUGCCCGUGACCCUCAACUUCAGCACCGGCCUCUUCAUGAUUCCCCCCUCGGGCUUGCAGCUCAAGGUCGCCCGCCACGCCUUCGGCUACCUCAACCCAACCGCCAUCCCUCAUCCGUCCCCCUCGACCCCGUCCUCCGCGGAAUCAACAGUCUCCCUGCCCGCAACCCACCUCACCGACCCCAAACUCAAGUUCCCCGCCGAGGGCGUCGCCGCCCUCCGCAAGGCCGUCCGCACCAUCGUCCCCAUCCCCGCCAUCCACGACCGCCCCUUCGUCCAGACCCGCCUAUGCUGGUACACCGACACCCAGACGGGCGACUUCCUCAUCUGCCACCACCCAGAAGUCCAAAACCUCUUCGUCGCGACGGGCGGCAGCGGCCACGGCUUCAAGUUUUUGCCCGUGCUCGGUCGUGAAAUCGUCAACGUGCUCGAGGGCCGCGGUGACGAGGUGUUUACCGAAAAGUGGCGGUGGAGGGAGGUCAAGAGCAAGGCGGACGUGACCGAUUUGUACGAGCACAUCAUGACUGAAGACGGAAGCCGAGGGGGCAUCCCUGGUCUUUUGCUAAAGCAAGAGCAAGCCAAGCUGUAG